Molecule: messenger RNA, 273 nt
Organism: Schistosoma turkestanicum
Lineage: Eukaryota; Metazoa; Platyhelminthes; Trematoda; Strigeidida; Schistosomatidae
Source: the annotation of a GenBank genome assembly
AUGCCGAACGAUCAAACAAAAAUAAUUAUGGCUUAUAUGUCAAAAGAUAUGGAGAGUAAUGCUACUACUUGGUUUGAAGAAGCUCGUACAACUUAUACAACAUUUAAAGAUAUGGCUGAUUAUUUAAAACAAAAAUUUGAUCAUAUCUAUGGACGUAAUUGGCAAUGUAUCAUUGGACGGGAUUUUGAAAGUUCAAUUACACAUUUGGAUAAUAAUCUCAUUUAUUUUCGUUCAAAAGAUUUAGAAAUUCUAUUGUUUAAAACAGCUUAUUAA